Phytophthora sojae is the source of this 3054-nucleotide messenger RNA. RefSeq lists its product as hypothetical. Bases 1 to 3054 code for a protein of 1017 amino acids. The record is from RefSeq and is a predicted model, not a curated record. Gene Ontology annotation, molecular function: RNA binding; protein binding. The transcript has a single exon. Lineage: Eukaryota; Oomycota; Peronosporomycetes; Peronosporales; Peronosporaceae.
AUGGCUCGCGGCGCAGCUCCUGGCGACGACGACAGCUCGUCCUCGGGCUUCUCCAGCGACGAGGACAUGGCGGACGUGUCGGACCUUCCGUCCACCGCCUCAUACACCCCCAGCGUCCACGUGGAAGUGCUGGACGAGGAGGUCGAAGAGGCCCAAGAAUCCGCGCCAAUCGAUGCCCAAGCCUCUUCCGAGGCCUCCGCAGCGCCCUCCGACGUGCUGCAGUGCUGCCAAGAGGCUGCGGAGCCGAUUCUACGCACUUCACAGCCCCUGGACGUGUCCUACGAGCAGUUCACGACCGCUAUCGCCCACGUGACGUGGCACUGGCCGACCUCCGAGUCCCCAGAGCUCGACAAGAGGCUCGUGGCCUACCAUUCGCUGCGUGCAGAGCUGUACAAGGCCUUCCAGCGGGCUUUCCCACUGACGGAGGACAUGUACACGCAGUGGAUCGGCGACGCAGAAGCCAGAGGAGACGCGGCACUGGAGAUCAAGAAGUUGUUCGAGCUGACCCAUAGAGACUACUGGUCCGUGCCGCUGACACUGCAAUACCUCAAGUUCUUGAGGGAGGAGGGGGUGGGUAACGAGCUGGAGAAGACUAUGGAGAGGGCUCAGAGCACUGUGGGCAUGCACUUUGCCAGGGGUCACGAGGUCUGGGCGUUGUGUAGGGAGCUGACGGCGGAGAAGUUUGAUGACGAAGAGAAGGACGCGGAGCUGAAGAAGGAGAGGGCGAUUAGAGAACUCUUCUGCAAGCAGAUGCAGCUGCCGCUGGACCAGAACGACCUCGUCAUGUCGGAGUUUCGAGCCUGGGACGCGUACAACACGCUGGAUGCUGAAGCUUUGGGCUCGGCCUUUGAGGAGGCGUCGAAGAGACAGAGCAAGCUGUUCGCUCCGUUGAUGAAGAAGCUGCGCGGGUUUGAGGCAAGAGUUAAUGCGGCCCCAGGGACGGAAGACGCCGCAGCGCCGGAGCAGGCGUGGCAGCAGUAUCUGAACUUCGUCAAGCAUCGCGUUGCGCCGUUGAUGUCAAGUGAGAAGGCUGGUGGCGCGUCGGAGCAAGGCCGGCAGCUUGUAAUGUGUCUUUAUGAGCGCGCUGUGGCGGUCAUGUGUCUCAGUCCCUCGCUUUGGGCAAGCUAUCUAGAGUACUUGGAGCCAAGCCAAGACGACGAAGACAACGGACGCAACAACUUCGGAAAGCUGCAGGUGGCUCGACGAGCAGUGCGAAACGUCCCGUUUGACUCGUCCGCUUGGACGGAGUAUCUGAUUGAGAUGGAGCGCCAGAACAAGCCCAAUCAAGCAAUCUCGGAGCUUGUUCAAACAGAGCUGCUAGCUCGCUCGAGUCCGCCCAUGGACCAGUUCCACUUGCUCAAUGUACUGCUCACAUGGUGUGAUUCCGUGCGACGCCGCGCCUCCAUGGCCAUCAUCGACGAUGAUCUCGACCGCAUUGCAGCGGAGUCGCUGGUGGAGCGUGUUUUCUCCGACUGCGAGCAGUUCAUAACGAAGACAUUCCCAGACUUCCUUGACGGCAGAGUAAGGCUGGCAGAGUACCAAGCCAAGUGCUACUGGUUGUUGAUGAACCGUGAAGGCUGGACUCCACCUGACCACAAACAUACAAUGAAGGAGCGCAAGGUAGCCAAGUUCUGGAAGGACAAGCUGGACACAACUCUUGGGGAUCAGGCAGCUUCGUGGAUUGCCUACUUGGAGGCUCUUCGUUACACGAAUGCGUAUCCGGUGGAUAUAAUGCGUUCCAUGGUGUUUGAGAGGGCGGUAGAACGCGUGAAGGACUCGCCGCUGGUUCUCGCGGAGGCGUGGCUCGCCUUCGAGCGUGAAUUUGGCAACUUACGUGGCUAUCUCCGCGCUCGCCGGUAUCACACAAAGCACCGAUCAACAGCCCAAGCAACUGCAAACAUUCAAGCUCCUGCUGCCAGCGCUACUGCGGAUCCAGCACCCGCUAGCGCCGACAAGAAGAUGAAACCCUCGAAGAAACGCAAGGCCAACGCAAGCGAUAAGAGCUCACAAAAGCAACCCCCUCCAAAGCGUGCCAAGGACCAGGAGACCAGCGUUGAGGGAGGUGAUGCUACUACAGCCAUGGAAGUGGACGCGACCAAGAAGGCCAAGAGCGCGGAGAAGAAGAAUGCGCACGAGAGCUUGACGAACGAGCACACGCUCUUCCUGUGUAACGUUGACAAGGAAGCAACUCAACAGGAUAUCGAGGCUCUGUUCCGAGAUAUUCCAACAUUGAAAGAAGUCCGGCUUGUUGUGAAGACGCGUGGUGAUCGCGUCAAGUCUCGCGGCAUGGCAUACGUGCAGUUCACGGACGAAGCGGGCGUCGAAGAAGGGCUUAAGCAAAAUGGGUGUCUGCUUCACGGGCAUCCGCUGCGUGUUGAGCGCUCCAAGCCGCCACUGACUUCGGCGUCUACACCUGGUGGCAAACCUGCGGCCUCGCAGAGCUUUUGGAAGACCGAUCCGUUGACGCUGUACGUUGGUGACCUCAACCGCGAAGACUCGAAGGACCAAGUGACGGAGGAGCAGCUACAGAUCUCUCUCCAGCAGGCGAUGCAGGCAGCAGGUCAGCUCGUGGUGGUCACGCGCGUGUCCAUUUUGAAGGAUCGUCACGGAAAGCUCAAAAACUACGGCCUAGUGGAAGUAGCCGAGCCUGCGCAGGCCGAGUUCUGCCUGGCCAAUGCUUCUGCUCUGCGAGAAAAGCUCGGCGAGCAAGUGACGAUGAAGCCCUCUCGUUUCUCGAUCGCUCACAUUCUGGAGCAGCAGGAGAAGCAGCAGAAGCAGAAGCAACAGCGGAAAGCGAAUGCCUCCGCUACAAUGGGCCGUGGUGCAGGACCGAGCAAAGGAGCUAACGCACCGCACGUGCGGCCGUCAACGCGGCUCAAUCUGCCAUCCAGUGGGUCUGCUACGAGCUUGAUGCCGCGCGCUCUUCGUCGGAAGCUGGCGGCGCAGAGCAAUGCAGCCAAGACGGAUCCCUCGGAGGCAGAAGCUGGUGCCACGACUGCAACGGUGACGCCCAAGAGCAACGAGGACUUCCGCAAGAUGCUGUUCAACAAGUAG